AGAGUAGAAGAGAGUUCAGCUUCAGUUCUGAGACGUUGCUUGCUGCCUCGUUCUGUGGCGGAGAAGGGAUGAGAAGUUUACAACUGAUUCUGCAAUGAGCAAGCAGCUACUGCAAAGCAAGAUGCCUCUGGAGUUCAGGAGCAUGUGCGUCCUCCUUCCAAACCGAGAGCAGCUCAGUGUGGCUGUAGGGGUAAAAGCCACUGGACAGGAACUCUUCCAGAAAGUUUGUGACUUACUGCAAAUUAAAGAUCCUCACUUCUUUGGUAUCAGUGUUCUAAAAAACAAUGAAUAUGUAUUUAUUGACCUGGAGCAGAAACUUUGCAAAUACUUUAUAAAGGAGUGGAAGAGAGAGACAAGCAAAGGAACAGAGAAGUUCAGCCCUCCCUUGGUUACGUUCCUUAGAGUACAGUAUUAUGUGGAAAAUGCACGGGUUAUAAGUGACAAAGUAGCACGACACUAUUACUAUUGUAAUCUCAGGGAACAAGUACUGAGAUCUCGAUGUGCAAACAAAGAAGAAAUCUACUUCCUGCUGGCUGCUUAUAGUCUGCAAGCUGAUGUGGGUGACUACCAAGAAAACUUACAUUGUCGGAACUAUUUUCAACCUCAGACUUAUUUUCCACAGUGGAUAAUUGCAAAGCGAGGGAGUGAUUAUAUCCUGAAGCAUGCUCCAGAGAUCCACCGUGAACAGCAAGGCCUGACCACAAGAGAAGCUAUUUUGAAAUACGUCAAGGAGUCCUGUUUGCUAGAGGAUGUGCCUGUUCACUUCUACAGAUUGCAGAAGGAUAAGAAAGAGGACCGCCCAACCAUCAUCCUGGGCCUGACGCUCAAAGGUAUACACAUUUAUCAGGAUGUGAACCACAUUCGAGAGCUGCUCUAUGACUUUCCCUGGUCACAUAUUGGGAAACUCGCAUUUCUGGGGAAAAAGUUUGUGAUCCAGCCAGAUGGGUUGCCAUCUGCCCGGAAACUGAUUUACUAUACUGGUUGUCCCUUCCGGUCUCGGCAUUUGCUUCAACUGCUCAGCAACAGCCACCGGCUAUUUCUUAACAUCCAACCCGUGCUUAAGCAGAUCCAGAUGCUGGAAGAUGCAGAAGAGAAAAAACGGUAUCGAGAAUCUUACAUCAGUGACACAUUGGAGAUGGAUCUUGAUCCAUUAGACAAACGUUCACAUGACAGCGGAAGCAGUAGAGGAAGCGAAAGGAACAAUCGUCUGUCUCGGCAGUCAACAGAUAGCCAUAGCAGUUCACACACAUCUGGCAUUGAGGCCGACUCGAGGCACCGGAUGUCUUUGGAAAUGUCCGUGGAUGAACCCCUCAUUAUGGAUCAGGUUCAUCAGAAGGAGAAGUCCUGUAGCUCAGCUAUUAGCUAUGGCACCUCAGGCACUGAGAGCAGUGGCAAAGACAAAGAUGACUCCCAGGAUGAUGAGGUUGAACUGGUUGUGGAUGAACUUCACUCAGAAGAGGUCAUGAAUGGAAUGCCUGUAGAUUCUCUUCCAAUAGAUGAUGUUUGCUGCCCAGCCUUCGAUAAGAGCCCUCUUUCUGUAGUACAAGUCACUUUAAUAAAGGUCAGAGGACAAAGUGUGGAAUCCCUUAGUCAGCAGGUAGCACAAUCCAAAUCUAUGAAGUGUCCAGACCUGCACAGUCAAAGUUUGGAUGACAUCCGUCUUCACAAGCAUCUUCAUCCACCAUUAAGUGCCACAUUAUCUUCAGAUACCUCCCACAGCUACACAUUUGGUUGUACCUUAAAUGAUAAGCUGGCCAGCUAUGGAUGUGUAUAUUCGACGGCUGACUGCAAAACCAAGUCAGCCCUCUAUGGGAAGAGGUCUAUGAACUGUUUGUCUCUGGAUCUUUUGGGAGAAGAUCCGCUGCCAGAGGAAUUUGUGGUGUAGUCAUAUCAGAAGAGCUCUUGGACUAUCUUGGAGAGGAACUACCACACACAUAUAAAAAUGACUACUGUUUAAACCUGUGAGAAAAGAAAGCCGUCUCAUAUACCUCAAAAUCUGGAAUGCUUCCCCUUCAUUCUUGUUGCAGGUGAUAAAAACCUCUCUGUCUUUUCAUUUUUCUGUCUAGUAGACAUAAUUAAAGCAUAGCUUCCUGAAUGCUGUUAUACCAGGUUUCCUGUGCUUCUCUCAGUUAACAUCUGAGGAAUCUUGGACGAUUGGCUUUCAUACUAAAAAGAGUGAUAGGCAAAUAAGCCAAAAUAUCUGAUAAGCUAGUAGGGAACACAGAAAUAUUUGUCUGGAUUGCUCCAAUUGUGGCCCAGAGUACCGACCACUUGGUCUUCAUGUUGUUACAGUAUGUAAGGAACUAGUUUUCCUCAAAUGUACCAGUCAGAAUUUCUAAUACUCCAUUGUCAUUGUCUUGAUAGAACAAGGAUUCUGCCUUACGUUAUAUGCAAUUUUCUUCUCCCAAACCUGUCCCUUGUCACCAUGUCACAGAGUUGGAAGGGACCAAAAAUCCUGACUAAAACAUGCCCAUGCAAGCCAUUUCUUGCAAAAAAGAGAAGAGGAAUAGCAGCAGAAAGUAAGGACAACUAGAGGACAUACAAAGCCCCCAGAUGAUGUAUUGAUGAUCUAAACUGACCAAUAAGUUUCAAUUUUACACUUACACUGAAUAAUCUGCCUUGAAUCCUAGUGGGAAAGGCAGACAAUAAAUAACAAAAUAAAUAAAUAUUUAAAAUUCAGGGGCUAAGAGUUUUAUGCCUUGAUCUAGUAGAGCAAUACAACAUUAAAUGUUCCCUUUGAUCAGUAAGUUCCUCAGCGCAAGAGAUUCCCUCUGCUUGAGUUCUACAAACAUGAUUCUUCAACCUGAAAUUCAUAUGCAGUUUGCUAUUUCAAAGGGAAUCUUGCUCAGUCUUCUUUGUGGUUGCUACUUUUACGGAGGCAAAAAAGUGUUACACAGUGAAGAGCUGCUCCUCUCUUGCCCUUCCAUCCCAACCGUUUGGCUUUGGUGGCAGGGGGCAAAUGUGGCUCCUGCUUCUCCCUGCCUAUUAUCUCAUGGGUGGGGACCUGCUCCCACUCCCCUACCUGCAGGUCUCCAGAUGGGGAGGAACUGAGAUGGGGAGGAACUAAGCCUGGCUUCUCCUCCCCUAUCCACCAAAGUACGUUGACAGUCUGCACUUGUACAGACAUGUUUCUUUGUUUCAGGAAGUUUUAAAGCCCCCUACAUUUAUGUAAAGCAUUCAGAUUUUUCUGCAAAACUAGGGAGUCUCCUUGGUUUGAACAAAAAUGUUUCCCUUCUGAACCUGGCCCCAUUCACUUGCUCUGUCAAUCAGCACAGGAACCAGGGUUAGAAUUAGAUGUAUUGAUAAUACACCCUUGAACAUUGACUAAUCUCGAUUCUAAAAUAUUGGCUAAUGUAGUUUUGCUUAAUUUCUUAAUUAUGUUGUCUUAACUUCUAGUUUAACUUUCUUAGUUUGUCUUAUUUUUUAGCAGGAGUGCAAAGCAGCUAUUUCAUAUACUUCCUAUAUGAUUUGUUUUCCUGAGGACCAGUUCACACAUGCUUUUCAUCACUUGUUGACAUCAAGUGGCAAUGACUUGCAUAUCUGAGUGACCCAUUAUACAAUACUUUUCAAGGGAAACAGUUUCACACACAGUUGACUUUAUGGGCUAGUUUUUUGCCUGGAAUUUUCUAUUAUGUCAAGUGGGAACAAGAUUUUAGAAUAUAUUUAAGACCAUAUACAAUAUUUGAAUAGUAUUGGUCUUUUUCAUAACAGAAUAUGCCAGACUUCCUUAGUUGAAGAUUUCUUUGCAGACUGAUUGUUUACUGCCGCCACCACCAUCAAACUGCAAAACUGGAAAAGUUUGUGAAAUCCAUACAAGUUCUCUUGCAACAGCCUCAUAGUAAUAAAUGGAAGCUUUUUUUGUAUAGUUUGUAGGAAAGAAUUUCCCAGCGGAUUGUGCCAUCUGUCUUCUUCCACCAGCCUGACAUCUACCAAACCAACUGUUAAUUCUCUAAACACUUUAAAAUUGACAAACCUAUUUAGUGAAACUGCUACAUUGUUUCCAAGAUAUUAUGCCAGUCACCUUCAUAUUUGGGUUACUUUUAUAUUUAACUAGUUCCUUUGUAUGUUGCCCAUUGCUCAAACCUGAUAUAUAUUUCCUAGGAACUCUGUAUUUCUAUCCAUAUAUUCAUAUUUAUUUGUAGUUAGCAAGAAUGAAAAACCUGCAACCUUACAUACCUUGUCUUGAUUCCUGAAAGUAGAGAUGAUGGGUUCGGGGGGGAGGGGGGAGGAGACACCAAAUUGUAUCUAGUGUGAAGGCUAUUCUUAUGGACAAUCAUGGGCCCAACAGUGAUUCUACCAGUUAAGCAUUUUAACAUAUCUAACUCUUUUUGAUUGAAAUCAGUGCUGAACUUUGGCUGGAUUGCACCUAGGGUAACAUGAGAACCAGCCCUGGAGACGAUUCACAGCUUGUCUUAAUGAAAAUGCUUCAGCUACUCUGAUAUAUUUUCACUCACGUGAAGAAUUCUGAUGUAUUUUUUAUUUUGAUCUUGAGGUUCUGUUCUAGUUUUAUGUUUAGCUUAGUAGUUGCAUGGGGUAAAAAGAAAACCCCUUUUAUUGUACUGACAAUAUGGAAACCAACUGUCAAUACUUGUUCAGCCACAAGAUAUUGUUGCAGUCAUUCUAUAUUCCUCCUUUCCAUGAAAGGACAUCUUUUGUAUGGGGAAAAAUACACACGUGUGUAUACACACAAUCACACACACACACAUAUAUAAUGUACAUGCCUAAUAAAAAAAG
Messenger RNA from Eublepharis macularius, 4734 nucleotides. It is a transcript of the gene FRMD1, whose product is annotated as FERM domain containing 1. NCBI's taxonomy places the organism in Eukaryota, Metazoa, Chordata, Lepidosauria, Squamata, Eublepharidae. Gene Ontology annotation, cellular component: cytoskeleton; cytoplasmic side of apical plasma membrane. The transcript is spliced from 13 exons. Gene Ontology annotation, biological process: positive regulation of hippo signaling. The record is from RefSeq and is a predicted model, not a curated record. The coding region runs from base 95 to 1885 and encodes 596 amino acids.